GAGAAUCCGCCGCGUUGGAACUGAUGACUAUGGCCGACAAUCGCCCCGACGGCGACAGUGCUGCCCGUGCGAAAAAGAGACAAAAGACGGAGCCCACAGACAUGGAUCCCCGACAGAAUAAGUACCUUGCGCAUUGGUAUGAGAACGAGGCGGCUGGAAAUAGCUAUUCUACUGAGGGCUCGAUCCUCGACGGAUUCGAGCGACACAAAACAACAGCUGCUAUGGCCAGGGAAGCGGAGGACUCUUUACUGAACCCUUUUAAUGGUAAAGCGCUCUCAAAUAAGUAUUUCUCGAUUUUGCAAACACGAAGGGAUCUGCCCGUUCAUGCUCAGAGAGAUGAGUUCUUACGACUGUACCAGAAAUCCCAGAUCCUCGUCUUUGUCGGUGAGACCGGUUCGGGAAAAACCACACAGAUCCCUCAGUUCGUACUCUUCGACGAUUUACCCCAUAAACGAGGGAAGCUUGUGGCGUGUACCCAACCCAGGCGAGUUGCAGCCAUGUCCGUUGCAGAGCGAGUCGCAGCGGAGAUGGACGUGAAACUUGGCGAGGAAGUCGGUUACAGCAUUCGUUUCGAGGAUAUGACCAGUCAGAAAACCAUUUUGAAGUACAUGACGGACGGUAUGUUGUUGAGGGAAGCGAUGCACGAUCACGAUCUUAAACGCUACAGCACCAUCAUCUUGGACGAGGCCCACGAGAGAACAAUGGCUACCGAUGUGCUCAUGGGUCUGCUUAAAGAAGUCGUUCAGCGCCGCCCAGAUCUCAAAUUGAUUAUCAUGUCGGCCACUCUAGAUGCCCAAAAAUUCCAACGGUACUUUUGUGAUGCGCCACUCCUCGCGGUCCCUGGACGGACCCACCCUGUCGAAAUCUUUUAUACACCGGAGCCAGAACAAGAUUACGUCGAGGCUGCAAUUCGUACCGUUUUGCAAAUUCACGCCAACGAGCCAGAGGGUGAUAUCCUUCUGUUCCUGACUGGAGAGGAGGAGAUCGAAGAUUCCGUGCGGAAGAUAUCGCUUGAGGUAGAUGAAAUGAUCCGAGAAGCCGAUGCAGGACCUAUGAGAGUAUAUCCCCUCUAUGGAAGCCUCCCCCCCGCGCAACAGCAACGCAUUUUUGACCCUGCGCCUCCACCUCGCAAGGAAGGAGGGCGACCCGGACGGAAGUGUAUUGUGUCGACCAAUAUCGCUGAAACCUCCCUGACCAUCGACGGUAUCGUGUAUGUCGUGGAUCCUGGAUUUUCAAAGCAGAAAGUUUACAACCCCCGCAUCCGUGUCGAGUCACUUUUGGUAUCGCCAAUUUCCAAAGCUUCAGCGCAACAGCGUGCUGGUCGUGCUGGUCGUACACGUCCCGGAAAGUGUUUCAGACUGUAUACCGAGAGCGCAUUUAAGAAGGAACUUAUCGAGCAGACGUACCCUGAAAUUCUUCGCUCCAACUUGUCCUCCACAGUGUUGGAUCUGAAGAAGCUUGGAAUCGACGACCUUGUCCACUUCGAUCUCAUGGAUCCCCCUGCCCCGGAAACCCUCAUGCGCGCCCUAGAAGAAUUAAACUAUCUAGCUUGCUUGGAUGACGAGGGAAAUCUUACACCUCUAGGCCGUCUUGCAUCUGAAUUUCCACUAGACCCUGCUCUAGCCGUGAUGCUGAUCAGCUCCCCGGAAUUCUACUGUUCCAACGAGAUUCUCUCCAUUACGUCUCUCCUUUCCGUCCCACAAAUAUUCGUCCGUCCCGCCUCCCAAAGGAAGCGCGCCGAUGAAAUGAAGAACCUCUUCGCACACCCUGACGGUGACCACCUUACGCUUUUGAACGCCUACCACGCGUUCAAGGGUCCCGAAGCCCAAUCCAACCCACGACAAUGGUGUCAUGAUCAUUUCCUUUCCCUCCGUGCCCUCCAGUCCGCCGAUAACGUUCGACAGCAGCUACAGCGUAUCAUGGAGCGGGAAGAAAUCGAACUCGUGUCUACCCCAUUCGAAGACAAAAAAUAUUACGAAAACAUCCGUCGUGCCCUCGUGGCCGGUUUCUUCAUGCAGGUCGCUAAGAAAGAGAGCCAGGGGAAGAAUCUCUACCGGACUGUCAAGGACAACAAUGAGCCAGUGCUGUUGCACCCUAGUAGUGUCCUGGGUCACGAAGCGGAGUGGAUAUUGUAUAAUGAAUUUGUUCUUACGACAAAGAGCUAUGUUAGGACGGUGACUGCAGUGAAGGGAGAGUGGCUUUUGGAUAUCGCCCCAAUAUACUACGAUAUAUCCGGCUUCCCCAAAGGCGAGAUUCGCUCCGCCUUGAUCCGCGCGGCGGAACGGCUUUCUCGAAAGGAGAAGAUGCGCGCCGACAAGGGAAAGAGAUACUAACAAAAUAAAACACGGAUCUCGUUCAUUUCUCCUCGCAAAUCCUUUACAUACUCCAUUCCAUACCUAUUACAAAACAUAUGUUCGCUGAUAUGAGCGGCAGCCGCGCGUGGGUUAUUUUCCUUAUUUACCUGUUAAAAUAUGGACGAGAAGGAAAGAAAGGGUCUUAGAAUUAUGGGUAUACAUACUGCUUGUUUUCAAAAAGGCUUGUGUGUUUUGUUUUUUAAGUAUCAGAAAUACGGAGUCCAUCUUCUUUUUUAUUCUUCAAUUUUGUGGUUUCCUGCCUUUAUGAAGUUUCUCCUGGAUCUCUACAAAGCUUUCUCGCUGUGGAUUUUAUCUUUUUUCUCUCCCGCAGGUCUUCACUCGGCGAAUACCAUUUCUAGAUUACAUAUAUAGAAGCCUUUUCAUAUUGAAAACGAUUCCCUCCUACGUUCCUAUACGUUGCGUUAUAACAUAGAAACGGAAAGCAAGAGAACUACGUCGAUCGCCGUCUCUUCAUGUAGCUCGCAAACCAGAGAAGGAUGAUCAUUGAACUAGGGCGAUUCAAACCUAAGAAGAGAAGAGAAAAUAUGGAUAAAAUUGGUUUAGUGAGAUAUAGAUAUACUCCUCCACCUAUUGUACAGUACAUGCAUAGACCAACCACACAGAACUCCCUCCCUAUAUAUCCAACAAUCAGAGUGGCAGAAGAUUACAUUACCCUCUCUUCCCUAUCAUACUCCGUGUGAGAUUUGCAACCGGUUCCGAGCUAAAUCAAGUCUAGGAAUGAUAGAUUGGUGUCAAAAAUAGUGAAACGUAAAGAAAAAAAAGAAAAGAAAAAGGGUACGUCGAGUCAAGAAGUACUAGCACUAUUAUGCCCUUCAACCAGGUUAAAAAGGGAAGACCUGGUGGGUUAGGGGAUGGUAGGGAAUGAAAUUGAGGAUUUGGGAAAAAGCAUAUGUUCGUAAGGGUGCUUAGUGAGCUACGGAAUGACCAUGGCAUGGCUGUUUUGAUGGCGGUUUUUGAAACAAGACAUCUCUUAUCUUCACUCUUCAAUCCAAGGUGAUAAACUAGGAUGUCGUGAAAUCCAUAUCAUGACUUCGAGCUUUUCGAUUUCAGUCGUCGUUGCCGGACGUUGUCAUCUGAACAAGGCUUUCUUCGUAUGUAUUUGUAUUCGUGGAUGUAGGAUGAUCGCAUAAAUGCGCAAAGUCUGGUGUUUCACGGAUGUAAAAAUCCAGUCAUCAACUCUCCAGCAAUUCAACCCUUCUCUCGAUUGGCGCCCCUGAAGUGUGAAUGUGAAGGCCAGAUUCGUCCACUUCGCGCUGCAAGUCUCCAAUAAUUUUCUGAGAAAGCGCGAGCGAAUA
Molecule: messenger RNA, 3670 nt
Organism: Blastomyces dermatitidis ER-3
Lineage: Eukaryota; Fungi; Ascomycota; Eurotiomycetes; Onygenales; Ajellomycetaceae
Product: pre-mRNA-splicing factor ATP-dependent RNA helicase PRP43
Exons: 3
Coding region: 24-2333 (769 amino acids)
Cellular component (GO): intracellular anatomical structure; spliceosomal complex
Molecular function (GO): RNA binding; RNA helicase activity; ATP binding
Source: RefSeq, a predicted model, not a curated record